AUGGGGUCUCUCGGAACGCACGAUAGCAGGUCUGAUUUCAUUGAUGGAAUUCCCACUGUUAAACCGCCAUUGGCGGUGAUUGAGGAGGGAAUAGUUGAAUGGAAUUUCGCGGUUGUGGGUCAAUUUAUUGGUGCUGCUCCCAAUUUCGAUUCAAUGCAGCGGAUUAUCAACUCUCUUUGGGGGAAAUCUUCUCCUGUAAAGGUUAGUCUUGCCGGUGUAAAUCUUUACGUUUUUUCGUUUGGGAGUGCUUCUAUUAGAGAUUGGGUGCUUGAGAAUGGACCAUGUCAUGUCCAGAAUAAGCCUUUGGUUUUGAGGAAGUGGGAACCCUAUUUGCAUAAACUUGAUUUCGAUCUCUCUCAUAUGCCUGUGUGGGUUCAGCUCUAUAAUGUACCUUUGGAAUUGUACUCUAGAAGUGGCCUUAGCUAUAUCUCUAGUGCCCUAGGCAAUCCAUUAUACAUGGAUUCCAUUACUGCUUCUAGGGGAAGAUUAGAGUAUGCAAAAGUUUGUAUUGAAAUUUCUGCGGGGUUUGUAAUACCGAAUGAGGUCCAGGUAAUUCUUAAGGAUGGAUCAAUGGUGAGGGUUGGUGUCUUUAUCCCUUGGUUACCAAGGGCUUGCUCUAUUUGUAAAACUUUUGGUCACCUGGCCAGCAGGUGUGUUGCUAGGCAGAAUUCUGUGCCGAAGCAGGAGAAGUUGGAUCCAGGUUUUUUGCCUUCUGGAUCCUCAGGUAAUGCCAUACAUGCUGCUGAUGUUGUCUGUCCUAGUCCUGAAUUGGUUGUUAGUAUGGCUGAGGAGACUUCUGUGUCAGCUUUGUAA
Hibiscus syriacus is the source of this 813-nucleotide messenger RNA. RefSeq lists its product as uncharacterized. The transcript is spliced from 3 exons. The record is from RefSeq and is a predicted model, not a curated record. The coding region runs from base 1 to 813 and encodes 270 amino acids. NCBI's taxonomy places the organism in Eukaryota, Viridiplantae, Streptophyta, Magnoliopsida, Malvales, Malvaceae.